AUGUCUGCCAUCACCAUACCGAGCCCUGUGCCGUCGCCCGCCGAGGACGCCGAGAGCAUCAGGACGGCGCUCCAAGGAUGGCGGGCGGACAAGGAGGCCCUGGUCCGGAUCCUGGCUCAACGGACGGCGGCGCAGCGGUCGGGGAUACGCCGCGCCUACGCCUUCCUCUUCCGGGAGCCCAUGCUCAACUCCUUCCGCCAGAGGCUCUCCCGCCAGUACUGCCCCGUCUCCCUCGACUUCUGGAAGGCGAUCAUCUUGUGGACGAUGGACCCGGCGGAGCGGGACGCGAACCUGGUGCACGGCGCGCUGAAGCGGAGGGAGGGCGACUUCGUCUCCGUGCUGGUCGAGGUCGCCUGCGCCUCCACCCCCGACCACCUCGUCGCCGUCAGGCGCGCCUACUGCUCCCUCUUCGGCUGCUCCGUCGAGGAGGACCUCGCGUCCUCCUCCGCGUUCGAGCAGCCUAUGAAGAAGAUGCUGGUGAGCCUGGUGAGCUCCUACCGCUACGGCGGGGUGCGCGUCAACGAGGAGGUGGCGAAGCUGGAGGCGACUCAGCUGUCGGAGGCCGUGAGGAAGAAGGAGCCGCACCGCGACGAGGUGAUACGGAUCGUGAGCACCCGGAGCAAGGCCCAGCUCGGCGCGACGCUCCAGCGGUACAGAGACGAUCACCACGGGACAGACUUCGUCGAGGACAUCGACAGCCACUGCAGCAGCCAGUUCGCCAAGGCGCUGAAGAUAGCCGUCUGGUGCCUGACGUCGCCUGAGAAGCACUUUGCGGAGGUGAUCAGGCAGUCGAUAGAGGGGCUGGGCACGUACGAGGACAUGCUGACCAGGGCGAUCGUGUCGCGGGCGGAGAUCGACAUGAGGCAGAUCAAGGCGGAGUACACGGUGAGGUUCAAGACCACCGUCACGCGCGACGUCGUCGACGACACCUCCUUCGGCUACAGGGACUUGCUGCUGGCGCUGGUCGGCAGCGAGGAAGAGGGUGCAGAAAACAUGCGACGAUGCAUUCCAUGCUGA
Lolium rigidum is the source of this 1017-nucleotide messenger RNA. Its product is annotated as annexin D3-like. Gene Ontology annotation, molecular function: calcium-dependent phospholipid binding; calcium ion binding. NCBI's taxonomy places the organism in Eukaryota, Viridiplantae, Streptophyta, Magnoliopsida, Poales, Poaceae. The record is from RefSeq and is a predicted model, not a curated record. Bases 1 to 1017 code for a protein of 338 amino acids. Gene Ontology annotation, cellular component: cytoplasm. The transcript is spliced from 5 exons.